Messenger RNA from Closterium sp. Naga37s-1, 741 nucleotides. NCBI's taxonomy places the organism in Eukaryota, Viridiplantae, Streptophyta, Zygnematophyceae, Desmidiales, Closteriaceae. The record is from the annotation of a GenBank genome assembly.
AUGGAUGGGCGGUAUGGAAGAUCUAAUGUGAGGAACAUGAGUGGAGCCACGGAGGUGAAGCCAGACGUGCACACGCGGCUCAUGCAGCGCUACCCCAAGGUGCCCUGGUGGUGGUUCCUCAUCCUCCUCCUCGUCAACAUCGCUGUCUGCAUCGCUUUCCUCGAACUCAACACCUACUUCCAGCUGCCCUGGUGGGGCCUGCUGCUCUCUGCUGCCCUCUCCCUCUUCUUCACACUGCCCAUCGGCAUAGUCACCCGCCACCACCAAUCAGCAGCCGGGGCUCAAUAUAAUAACGGAGAUGAUCUGGGGAUCCCCCCAAGAGCUAUGUUUGUGGUGCAGGUAUUCGCCACUCUAUUAGCGGGCCUGGUCAAUCUCGGCACGUCCUGGUGGCUCUAUGACACUGUGGAGAAUGGGCUCAUCUGCAAGUUGCUGCUGCGGCUGCUAUGGCGGGAAGUGAGCGGUGGGGAUGAGGAGGGUGUAGUGGCGGCGGAAUUUGCAGGCGGAGACGGGGCAGUCACGGCGGUAGGAAGCGUGGGCGGGGACAACGUGGUUGCGGCGGUGGAAUGGGCAGGCGGCGACGAGCAGUCGCGACAGCAGGACGGGCAGGUGGCGACGGGUCAGUCGCGGCGGCUGAAAACCGCGGCGGCGACGGCGCACUCGCGGCGGCGGGAAGGGCAGGUGGCGAUGAUGCAGUCGCGGCGGCAGGAAGUGCAGGCGGCGACGUGGCAGUCGCGGCGGUGA